ACAGUAUCUAGUUUGGGACACAACAUGACUGGAUGGUGGAAGGUGAACUAGCUCGACCGAAGUCUUCUUUUGUCAGCAAAUUCUUAUGUUCUUUUGAAAGGAGCCCAAAAGUUAGGCAGAGAGUGAGAGAAGUGUGUUGAAAAGGUCUGUCAGGUGUGUAACUGCAAGGGAAAGGAGGACCGUUUAAAACACUGCUUGCUUCUGGUUGGUAUAAAUCAAUCACAGCUUGCCCGCCUGCCCCCUUGUGCAGUGAGUGAGUUAGCUGGAGUGCAGGUGUGUGUGUGUGUGUGUGGAGCAGGGGGAGGAGGGAGGGAGGAAAGACACUCCAACAAUGUCAAGAUCUUGCUCACUGUCGGACUGGUGGGAACCAGAGGAGGGAGCUGAGCUCGAGGCUGAAACAGACUGGGAUCUGGACUGGGAUAGCUACAGCGGGGCCCUGGAGCAGCAGCGAUCACAGUGCCCACUGGAAGAUUUACAAGCCGGGGAGGACAAGGUCAGCAGCCUAAGCUCGUCCAACGACAAGCUGCGAGGAAAAGUCCAGGAGCUUGAGUGUAGCUUUGAGCAGGAGAAGCAGCUGCGGACUGACCUGGAGAGGACCAAGCGCAGGCUGGAAGGAGACCUGAAGAUGACCAUUGAGAACCUGAACGAAAUGGAGAAGCUGAAGCUUAACCUUGAAGAAGUCAUCAAAAAGAAGGAACUUGAGAUCAGCACAGUGAGCACCAAACUGGAGGAUGAACAGUCACUAACUGCUACACUUCAGAGGAAGGUCAAUGAAUACCAGACUCGAGUUGAGGAGCUGGAGGAGGAGCUGGAGUGUGAACGAGCCAUGAGAGCUAAGGUGGAGAAGCAACGUGCGGAUUUAACCAGGGAACUGGAGGAUCUGACCGACCGGCUGGAGGAGUCGGGAGGAGUGACUGCGUCACAGGUGGAGGUGGGAAAGAAGCGAGAGGCGGAGGUGGUGCGACUGCGGCGAGAGCUGGAGGAGGUCACUCUGCAGGCGGAGACCACGGCAGCCGCGCUCCGUAAGAAGCUCGGGGACGCGGUGGGGGAGGUGAGCGAGCAGUGCAACAGUCUGCAGAGAGCUCGCCUCAAACUGGAGAAGGAAAAGCAGAGCCUCAAGCUGGAGCUGGACAGUCUGGGGGCCACGGCAGAAACACUCCAGAGAGCCAAGGCCGCCGGCGAUGUGCAAGUUCGGAAGCUGGAGGACUCUCUGUCGGAGGCCGGCAGCCGGGCAGAGGAGCUGCUGAGGACCAUCGGGGAGCAGAACCUCGCCAAGAGCAGGCUGGCCGUUGAGAACAGUGACCUGAGCCGUCAGCUGGAGGAGGCGGAGAGCAAGGUCAGCCACCUCAGCAGGUCAAAGGCCAUCCUGAUGUCUCAGGUGGACGAGCUGAAGAAGCAGGUGGAUGAAGAGACGAAGUUCAAGAGCACGACAGCCGUGAGCCUGUCCAGUGCCAAGCACGAUAUUGAACUCCUGAGAGAACAGGUCGAGGAGGAGCAGGAGAGCAAAGCCGAACUGCAGAGACUGGUUUCCAAACUCAACAGCGAGGUCACCCACUGGCGGACACGCUACGAAACAGAUGCCAUCCAGAGAACCGAGGAGCUGGAGGAGGCCAAGAAGAAGCUGGUGUGCCGCCUGCAGGAGGCGGAGGAGGCUGUGGAGGCCGGGCAAGCCAAGUCCUCCAGCCUGGAGAAAACCAAACAGAGAUUGCAGGUGGAGGUGGAGGAUCUGAGCAUGGACCUGGAGAAGGCCAAUUUCACAGGAGCCACCCUGGACAAGAAGCAGCGGCUGAUCGACAAACAGCUGUCAGACUGGCGAGGGAAGUGCGAGGAGAUCCAGGGGGAGGUGGAGGCCUCUCAGAAGGAGUGCAGACAAUACGCCACCGAGCUGUUCAAGCUGAAGACGUCCUACGAGGAGUCCGUGGAGCAGGCGGACGCUCUCAAGCGGGAGAACAAGGCCCUGCAAGAGGAAGUGGCUGACCUGACGGAUCAGCUGGGCGAGGGCGGGAAGAGCAUCCACGAGCUGCAGAAAGCCAAGAAGAAGCUGGAGAUGGAGAAGGAGGAGCUGCAGGCCACGCUGGAGGAAUCGGAAACCGCCCUGGAGGGGGAGGAGUGUAAGGUGGUGCGACUGCAGCUGGAGCUGACACAGGUGAAAGCCGAGAUCGAUCGGCGCGUCCAGGAGAAGGAAGAGGAGUUUGAAGCCACCUGGAAGAACCACCAGCGAUCGCUGGAUUCCCUGCAGGCCAGUCUGGACGCCGAGGUCAAGGCUCGGGCCGAGGCCCAACGGGUCAGGAAGAAGCUGGAGAGCGACCUGAACGAGCUGGAGCUGCAGCUGGAGCAGGGGAACAGGAACAACGCCGACCUCGUCAAACUGCUGCGGAAACUACAGCAACAGACAAAGGAUGUGCAGACACAGAUGGAGGAGGAAGGCCGGCACCAGGAGGAGGUGAGGGAGCAGCACAGUCUGGUGGAGCGACGCUGCUCGCUGCUGGGGGCUGAGCUGGAGGACGCGAGGAGUGGGCUGGAGCUGAGCGAACGUUCCCGCAAGAUCCUGGAGCAGGAGCUCACCGACACAGCCGACAAGUACAGCGAGGUCAACACCCAGUUGCAGACAGUGAUGGGCCUGAAACGGAAGUUGGAAGCUGAUCUGCAGCAGCUCGGUGGGGAACACGAGGAGCUGGUCAGCGAGUUCCGUAACACAGAGGAGAGGGUCAAGAAAGCCAUCGCGGAGGUGGCAAGAAUGGCUGAAGAGCUACACCAUGAACAGGACCACUCGUUGCACCUGGAGCGGGUAAAGAAAGGUCUCGAAGCUCAGAUCAAGGACUUGAACGGAAAGCUGGAAGAAGCAGAACAGUUAGCUCUGAAAGGAGGGAAGAAGAUCAUCCAGAAGCUGGAGUCUCGGGUGAAGGAGCUGGAGGGGGAGCUGGAGGCAGAGCAGGCUCGACACGGAGAGACGGUGAAGACGCUGCGGAAGAACGAGCGGCGAUUGAAGGAGUUGGUAUUCCAGGCCGAGGAGGAUCAGAAAGGCCAACAGCGGCUGCAGGAGCUGGUGGAGAGGCUCCAGAACAAGCUGAAGGCCUACAAGAGGCAGGUUGAGGAAGCGGAAGAACAGGCCAACAUGAAUUUGGCCAAAUACCGGAAAGCCGUGCACGAGUUGGAUGAUGCCGAGGAGCGAGUGGACAUCGCGGAGAUGGCUCUGAGCAAAAUCCGCAGCAAAAGCCGCGGCAGCUUCGGCAAAGGCGGCUUCUCGGGUUACAGUUCCCCCUUUGCCACACUAGUUCGCUCCCCCAGUUCCGCGGGGUCAGAGGGACGAGGGGAGAAAAUCCUGAACGAGGAAGAGGCCACGUCCCUGAUCCCCACUUACUUGAACUCCCUGAAGAAGCUGAUGGUGGAAUGAGCCGCUGGUCAGCGCGGGAAACCUCCCGAGUCUGACCGACCCGCAGGACACCAGCCAGGAUCGUACCGCAGGACCAGACCAGCAGCAGCAGCAACAUCAGGUGAAACCCAGCCGGUCAGCGCAGACAGUCAGACAGAGUCUAACGGCAUUUCUCGAUGCCUAGCUCCACGGGUGGGGUGGGGCAGCGAAGGUUCCCAAAGCAAACUUCCACUUACCGAGCAGCGGAAAACUGACAUCCAGCACCAGGCAACAGGAAGGUUGCCGGCUGGGGGCACCUGGACUUAGACGGGGGCGACCGAAAAGUCGUGAUACCAUUUACAAUGGUUGAGAAGUCUUAAAGAAGUUCUCUUCUUUGUAGGAAAAAAAGGAUGGGUAUUAUGAUUUUUUUUUUUAGUCACCCUGUAUAAGCUCAGCUCUCUACUCCCUUAGAUCCUCAGUUUAAUGGAUGAUCGGAGGAGUGUGGUGGGUGGGGGCGUGGAAUCAGCUCUGCUACUGUGGAGGGACUUGGAGACCGGUUGGACACAGCGAUGUUCAUUAUUCAGAGAUUUCAUAUACACCUUUCGUUUUUAAAAAAAACAUAAAUCAUCAUGAGAAGCAGGGAAAGUAACUGGUAUAUUUAUAUAUAUAUAUUUCAAGGCCGCUGGGUUGAAUCUAUAUUGCAACUUAAGCCGCACCAUAAGCACAGAAGAAUCUGUGUGUAGUGAGUCCUUAUUUUAACCUGUACCGAAUUGUUUGUGUAACCAUAAUCAUUGGCGAUUGCCAAUAUACCAUACCUGUGCAUUUAAAAAUGUAAUAAAUGGCAGUAACCUU
Messenger RNA from Callorhinchus milii (elephant shark), 4204 nucleotides. Its product is annotated as myosin-16. Gene Ontology annotation, cellular component: myosin complex. The coding region runs from base 332 to 3394 and encodes 1020 amino acids. The transcript is spliced from 21 exons. The record is from RefSeq and is a predicted model, not a curated record. Lineage: Eukaryota; Metazoa; Chordata; Chondrichthyes; Chimaeriformes; Callorhinchidae.